Melospiza melodia melodia is the source of this 1706-nucleotide messenger RNA. RefSeq names its product uridine phosphorylase 2 (gene UPP2). Bases 133 to 1056 code for a protein of 307 amino acids. Gene Ontology annotation, molecular function: uridine phosphorylase activity. The record is from RefSeq and is a predicted model, not a curated record. The transcript has 7 exons. Lineage: Eukaryota; Metazoa; Chordata; Aves; Passeriformes; Passerellidae. Gene Ontology annotation, cellular component: cytosol; cytoplasm. Gene Ontology annotation, biological process: uridine catabolic process; nucleotide catabolic process.
GUAUUUAACCCCCUGGAGAGCCCCUAGAAACCUCUUCUGACUCUAAACCUCGACAGCUGAGAACACAGGCAGUGUUUUCCUUACCUUUUCACAGGCAGGGUAUCGCCUUCAGCUGACUCUGGCGGAGCCGCUAUGACCGAAACAACAAGUUAUUCGGGGAAUGGGCUUGUCCUUGUUAAAAACCCACAUCUGGACCUGAUGGAGGAGGAUGUCCUGUACCACUUGGACUUGGGAACGAAGACGCACAACCUGCCAGCAAUGUUUGGGGACAUAAAGUUUGUGUGCGUGGGCGGCAGCCCCAACAGGAUGCGGGCGUUCGCGCAGUUCAUGCAGCGGGAGCUGGGGCUGGCGGCUGCCGGCGAGGACGUGGCUGACAUCUGCGCGGGCUCGGACCGCUACGCCAUGUACCGGGCAGGGCCCGUGCUCUCCAUCAGCCAUGGAAUGGGCAUCCCUUCCAUCUCCAUUAUGCUUCAUGAGCUGAUCAAACUGCUGCACCACGCAAAAUGCCGGGACGUUACUAUUAUACGCAUCGGUACUUCUGGGGGCUUAGGGAUCGAGGCUGGGUCUGUUGUGAUCACUGACACGGCCGUGGACUCCUCCUUCCAGCCACGUUUUGAGCAGGUGGUGCUGGGCGAUGUGGUGGUGCGGAGCACCGAGCUGGACAAGGACCUUGCGGAGGAGCUGCUCGCCUGCAGCAGGGACAUUCCCGACUUCCCCACGCUCAUUGGCCACACCAUGUGCACCUACGACUUCUACGAAGGUCAGGGAAGAUUAGAUGGUGCAUUAUGCUCUUUUUCCAGUGAAAAAAAGUUGGAGUACUUAAGGAGGGCUUAUGAGGCCGGUGUGAGGAAUAUUGAGAUGGAGUCCAGUGCAUUCGCUGCCCUGUGUAGACUGUGUGGCCUCAAAGCCGCCGUCGUGUGCGUGACUCUCCUGGACCGGCUGGAGGGGGACCAGAUCCGGGCGUCCCACGAGGUGCUGUGGGAGUACCAGCAGCGGCCGCAGCGCCUGAUCGCCGCCUUCAUCCGCAAGCGCCUGGGGCUCACCCGCACGGACUGAGGCGGCGGCGGCAGCACGGGGCCCGGCCCGGCCCGGCCCACGGAGCCCGCUCCGGAACGGUAGAGCUGCGGGCCCGGGCUGCCCGGAGCCAGCGGACACCGCGGCGCGGCCGGGACCGCCCUGACACCGUCUGCGCUGGCAGCAAGCUCAGGCUGUGGAACAGAGCUGCAGACUCCUCACUCGUGCCUCCAGCCGCCGUGAAGGACUGUCCUGCUAGGGUCACUCCUGUCCGCAGCGAUCUUCCAGGAAGGAGUAAAGACAAAACUCAAGUAAAUAACAUGAAAAUUAAUCCGUAUUUGUGACCAGCCAAGGGGUCUGCAGAGCUCUCCUGGCAUGAGCAGCUGUGUGAAACACCCUUUUACUGCCCUGCAUGUUCUCCAUGCUCCACUAUUUUGUGAAACCCCCCCCAAAAAUCCUUCUGGCCUCACUGUAUCACUAAAGGCCCCGACUUACCGUUGCACUGAGGUAGCCCAGACUUCUAUAGACUUCUACUCAGUCUCUACCCUGAGACAUUACGGAUGUGGAAACAACCACAAGUCUCAGCCUAAAAAUCUGUGCCCACUAUUUCAAAAACCAAUAUCUGUUCCCUUUAAACUUUCUUUUUCAUUAACAUCUUGGUAUUUAUAAAAUAUGAUAACUAUAAUCUCAAA